AUGUUCCGUUCUGCGGUCCGUUUCCUCGGGAUCCUGGCCCCAAGGCUACAAGAAGCGCCCAAGCUUCAGCCGUACUUGGCUGCCAAACAGUUUGUGCCUGAAGAUGCCGGGAGGUCCAAAAGAAGAGCCUUGAGAAGAAGAGAGUUUCGUUUGAAAAGACAGAUCAUCAGAGACGUCAACAACUUGAAAAAACAAAGAAUCAAGUUUGCUCCCUUCAACGUGGACCCUGUGCUUGGAGCUAAAGAUGUGCCAUUCAUCACAAGAUUGCAUAAAGAGCUUAAGGAACCAACCAACUUGGCUCAGGGUUUCAAGAGAGACGAAGUGGAGAAAUUGCUUUAUGGAGCCCAGAAAGCUGCUGUGGACUCGAACUUGGCAGGUGACAUAUUUCCUGAGUCUGUGGCCACCAGGGAAGAGAAGAAGAGAAAUGCAGUGUUGACGAUAUUGAACUUGAGAAACACCAAUGCGCAAGACAAGAAGAAGAUGGCGGUUGAUUUUGCCCGUCGUGAGUUCCAGAGAUUUGAUGGCGACUGUGGCUCCCCUGAAGUGCAAGCAGCAGUGAUGACCGCAAAGAUUCAUCUUUCAUUCUCGCAUCUUCAAAAAAACAAGAAGGACUUCCAACACACUGAGUCAAUUCGUCACCUUGUCAACCAGAGACAGAGAAUACUAAAGUACUUGAAGAGAGUGGACCCCGAAAGAUACUACCACACCCUUGCCAAAUUGGGCUUGACUGACGACGUAAUCACAAGAGAGUUCAGUAUGGGAUACCAGUACUUUGAGGACUAUAAAGUGUGGGGCGACAAAGAGUUGGUGAAGAAGUCGGAGAAGAUGAAGCAGAAACAAGCCAAGCUUGCAGACUUGGAGAAGAGAGUGGCUGACUACAACAAGUUGGCGAGAAAGAACUACGAGAUUCUUUACGGGCAGGCAUCAUCAACAUCAUCAUCAUCAUCGUAA
Molecule: messenger RNA, 951 nt
Organism: Candidozyma auris
Lineage: Eukaryota; Fungi; Ascomycota; Pichiomycetes; Serinales; Metschnikowiaceae
Product: mitochondrial 37S ribosomal protein uS15m
Exons: 1
Coding region: 1-951 (316 amino acids)
Biological process (GO): translation
Cellular component (GO): ribosome
Molecular function (GO): structural constituent of ribosome
Source: RefSeq, a predicted model, not a curated record